Capronia coronata CBS 617.96 is the source of this 834-nucleotide messenger RNA. Its product is annotated as deoxyribose-phosphate aldolase. Gene Ontology annotation, molecular function: deoxyribose-phosphate aldolase activity. The record is from RefSeq and is a predicted model, not a curated record. The transcript has a single exon. Gene Ontology annotation, cellular component: cytoplasm. The coding region runs from base 1 to 834 and encodes 277 amino acids. NCBI's taxonomy places the organism in Eukaryota, Fungi, Ascomycota, Eurotiomycetes, Chaetothyriales, Herpotrichiellaceae. Gene Ontology annotation, biological process: carbohydrate catabolic process; deoxyribonucleotide catabolic process.
AUGUAUACGACAGCUUCGGGCCAAUCCUCGACCAAUGGACCUCCCAACUCCAACAGGCACACAAUCACCGUGACGCUCGCCCAGCUGGGCAAGAUGAUCGACCACUCCCUGCUGCACCCGACCAUGACGGACCAGGACAUUCUGGCGGGACUGGAAAUCGCGAAGAAAUACAACGUCGCCACGGCCUGCGUCAAGCCUUACCUGGUGCCGCUGGCCAAGCGACAGCUCCAAGGCACCAGUGUGCGCGUGUGUCCGGUGAUAGGGUUCCCGCACGGCAACAGCACGACGGCAAUCAAAGUGCAGGAGGCGGCAGCUGCCGCGCGGGCCGGAGGCCAGGAGGUCGACAUGGUCAUCAACAUCGGAAAAGCCUUGGGCGGGGAUUGGGAGUAUGUCGAGGAGGAGAUCCGACUUGUCAACGAGGCCGUCGUGCGCGAGGGGGCCGUCUUGAAGAUCAUCUUCGAGAACGACUAUCUGCGGGACGAACAUAUCGUGCGGCUGUGUCGGAUCUGCUCCGACCUCGACGUCGCGUUCGUCAAGACCUCGACCGGCUACGGCUUCGUGAAGCAGCCCGACGGCCAGUACAACUACAAAGGUGCCACCGUGCCGCACCUCAAGCUGAUGAGGCAGCACUGCAAGCCGAGUGUCCAGAUCAAGGCCGCCGGGGGGAUUCGCAGCCUGGACGACCUCCUGCACGUCAUGACCCUCGGCGUCACGAGGAUUGGCGCCACCGCCACCGUCGCCAUGUUGGAAGAGGCGGGGAAGCGAGGCAUCACCGACGAGCCCACCACCGUCAGCUUCAAGCCCAUUCCCGAUGGACAGUCUGGAGGUUAUUGA